CUCUGCAACUAAAUUCUAAACAAGGCAAACCCCUCACAUUUCUCCUGCACCACUUCCUCAUAUAUCCCUUCGACCUAUCCAUUAAAGAUCAAGAAGAACGUCAAUAAGUUCAGACACUUUAGAUCAUUUGAAGUUUGUCUGAAAAUGUCUUUACCUCCAGUGCUCCUACUUAUGGCUCUUCUCAUGGUUGCAAUCACAGCUCCGAUCAACAGCUCGACCACUUCAAAGAAGCUCAAUGAUCAGUUAUCCGUGCCUGAGGCUGGGACACCCGUAACAGGAAUCAAGUGUACGACGUGCUCUUGUCAGAACCCAUGUAACAAACUUACUCCACCACCACCACCACCACCGCCGCCUCCGUCUCCUCCUCCUCCUCCAAGUUAUCAAACUCCAACGAGCCCAUCCAUGCAGUACUGUCAUAAACCACCGCCGCCACCACCAUUUUAUUACGUAACAGGUCUGCCUGGGAGUUUAUAUUCCGUUGAUCCAGACUAUUCUGGUGCAGGUCAGGAUUUUCUUUUUGGCUCAGUGGUUUUAGUAGGAUUUCAGUUGCUAGCCAUGUUGGUUCUUUGGAGAAUGUGAGGGGCUACACACAGUAUAGACCUUAAACUUUCAUGGGUUGAUGAAUUAAGAAUUUUCCUGGUUCUAAGGUGAAUCUAAUUGUUAGGUUGGUACUUUGGUUUGCACUGUAAACUAUAAUUAUUUUACAAUUUUAUCACUCUUUAGCUGUUUGUUGUGUCA
This is a messenger RNA of Macadamia integrifolia, 738 nucleotides long. Its product is annotated as leucine-rich repeat extensin-like protein 1. The coding region runs from base 145 to 579 and encodes 144 amino acids. The transcript has a single exon. Lineage: Eukaryota; Viridiplantae; Streptophyta; Magnoliopsida; Proteales; Proteaceae. The record is from RefSeq and is a predicted model, not a curated record.